AGUGACAAGUUUGUUUUUAUUUUACUUUUGCAGUUUGCACUUACAAUUUGUUUUGUGUUAAGUUUACCAUUUAUUUUGUAUUUAUAUACCGACAACAAUUUGUGAAUAAAACAUGAAAUUCGCUAUACCUGAAAUAUCGUGGCACAAUAGAGAUCCCGUUUUAAGUGUAGACUUCCAGCCAAAAUCUGAACCUAAUGAACCUUUGCGACUUGCAACUGGAGGCACCGAUUCUCAUGUUCUUAUAUGGUAUAUAUCUACAACAGAAAAAGGAUCCAUAAAUUUAGAAGUAGCUGCAGAUUUAACACGACAUCAAAAAGCGGUGAAUGUCGUGAGAUGGUCACCAAACGGUCAAUACUUAGCCUCAGGUGAUGAUGAAUCAAUUAUUAUUGUUUGGAAACAAAAAACAGAAGAUCCAGUACCACCAAUGGAAGGAGAGGAACAAUAUAAAGAGUCAUGGGUAAUUCAUAAGACUCUCCGUGGCCACAUGGAAGAUGUGCUAGAUAUGAGUUGGUCCAGCUCUUCACUACAACUGGCAUCAGGGUCUGUUGACAACAAAUUACUUAUCUGGGAUGUAGGCAGAGGUCGCUAUAGCUCCAUAGUGUCAGACCACAAAGGCUUUGUACAAGGAGUAGCAUGGGAUCCUCGAGGCCAGCUAAUAGCUACUACGAGUACUGAUCGAGUGUUCCGCACCUUUGAUGUGAACUCAAAGAAGGUAGUGUCACGCAGUAGUAAGGCAAUACUUCCCUUCCCAAAAGAACAUGCAUUACAUGAUGUGAAAGUUCGUCUUUACCACGAUGAUACUUUGCAAACAUAUUUCAGAAGAUUACAGUUUAGUCCUGAUGGACUUCUUAUUGCUGUGCCCGCUGGCAGGAUCGAGCCAGAACAGAGCAAACUUGACAUGAAACCCAUGAAUGCUGUUUAUAUUUAUACAAGAUACUCAUUGAAAGUACCGGUGUGCGUGCUGCCGUGCUCGGAGCCGGCGCUGGCGCUGCGCUGGUCCCCGCGCCGCCUCGCGCCGCGCGCGCACGCGCCGCCGCCCGCCUUCCCCGGCGCGCGCCGCCUGCUGGCCGUGGCCACGCGCCGCUCGCUCGUGCUGUACGACACGCAGCAACGCACGCCCGUCGCGCUGGUCUCCAACGUGCACUACACCAGGCUCACAGAUCUGACUUGGUCACCGAAUGGACGCAUUCUGGUUGCUUCCAGCACAGACGGUUUCUGUUCCGUCGUGACCUUCAAUGACGGCGAGUUAGGAGAGUUUUUACCUGAUGAAUUAACUGAGCCAAAUGCAGAACCAAUGGAAGUUGAAGAAGCACAACAAAAUGAAAAAGACACUAAUGAGGAAAUAAAAACAGAUACAAAACAAACAACAAUCCACAAUACACCAAAAAUAGAUUCAUUUAUCAAAUUCAAAACACCUGGUGAAAAUCUACCAGUGAAAAAAAGUGAAAAAUCUCCCAAGAAAGCUAAAAUAGAUAACAGCCAACAGCAAAAAACACCGGUGAAAAUAGAUGUAUUAGUUGAAACAGCAAUGCAGUCUUGGUCAGAUAACUCCAGUAAUGACGUAAUAAAACCUAAGGAAAUGGAUGUUGACAAUAAUAAAGAUGAAAUUAUGGUCAUAGAAGAUAGUGAAGAUAUCAAACUAGUUUAUGAUGAAACAGAAAACUCAAAGUUAGAUAAUCAGUCACCGACAGAAAAUAAAACUAAACCUGCAGAAACAAACAAAUCUCUACCUGACUCAAGGAUAUCUCCAGUAAAAACCAAUUUACCUGCUAAGCAUUCUGAGGUGCCGAAUUCAAAAACGAGUAACUUCUUUAAGCAAGCUAAAGUGACAGAUAUGAAGGAGCCAGUUGUAAAUAAAGCAGUAGCAAGUCCAAAAACUCCUCGAAGAGUUAGUUUUGUGACCUUAUCAAGUCCUAAGAACAGCAAGAAAAAGUGAU
Messenger RNA from Vanessa atalanta (red admiral), 1937 nucleotides. It is a transcript of the gene Caf1-105, whose product is annotated as chromatin assembly factor 1 subunit B. Lineage: Eukaryota; Metazoa; Arthropoda; Insecta; Lepidoptera; Nymphalidae. Gene Ontology annotation, biological process: nucleosome assembly; DNA replication-dependent chromatin assembly. Gene Ontology annotation, cellular component: CAF-1 complex; nucleus. The coding region runs from base 113 to 1936 and encodes 607 amino acids. Gene Ontology annotation, molecular function: protein binding. The transcript has 8 exons. The record is from RefSeq and is a predicted model, not a curated record.